This is a messenger RNA of Prunus mume (Japanese apricot), 2281 nucleotides long. The record is from RefSeq and is a predicted model, not a curated record. NCBI's taxonomy places the organism in Eukaryota, Viridiplantae, Streptophyta, Magnoliopsida, Rosales, Rosaceae.
AGGAAGGAAGUAGCAACCCCAAGACCUUAUAAUUUAUUUCCAUUCAGACAGUUUGUUUCUUCACCACACCUCAUCCAUGGCACUUGUGAGAGCAACUCAACAAACCUCCUCUUCUAAUACUUCUCGAUGUUGUCAUCACGUGUUCCUCAGUUUCAGAGGUGAAGACACUCGCAAGACUUUCACUGACCACCUCUUCACAGCCUUGGUCAAUGCCGGAUUUCGCACUUUCCGAGACGACGAUGAGCUGGAGAGAGGAGAAGAUAUUAAGCCCGAACUCCAGAAAGCAAUCAAACACUCAAGAACUUCUGUUAUUGUGUUUUCGAAAGACUACACGUCGUCCAGAUGGUGCCUUGACGAGCUUGUGAUGAUCCUUGAACGCAAGAGGACCUCACCUGACUAUGUCGUUUUACCUGUCUUCUACGACAUGGAUCCAUCCCAUGUGCGGAAGCAGACAGGAAGUCUUGCAAGGGCCUUUGCUACACACCAAAAAUCUCAACCCCCGAAGAAGGUGAAGGCAUGGAAGGACGCCCUUGCAGAGGUUGCAGAUCUGGCAGGGAUGGUCUUACAAAAUCAAGCUGAUGGGUACGAGUCAAAGUUUAUCAAGAAAAUAGUUAACGUGAUUGGAGACAAACUAAGUCGCACAACCUUAAGUAUUGCCCCCAACAUGAUUGGAAUGCAUUCUCGAGUGAAAACCGUUAAUCUUUGGUUACAAGACGGAUCAACUGAUGUUGGGAUACUACUAAUCUACGGGAUGAGUGGAAUAGGGAAAACAACCAUCGCAAAAUUUGCUUAUAAUUCAAACUUUUCAAGAUUUCAAGGAAGCAGCUUCCUUGAAAACAUCAAAGAAAUUUCACAGCAACCCAAUGGCUUAGUUCAAAUACAAACGCAGCUUCUUUCUGAUAUUUUGAAUGGGAGAAAAAUGAAAAUAAGCAAUGUUAGUGAAGGAUUAACUAAGAUUGAAGAUGCAAUCAGCUCUAAGAGGGUUCUCCUUGUUCUUGAUGAUGUGGAUCAUAUGGACCAAUUAGAUGCAGUACUUCGGAUGAAAGAUCGAUUUUGUCCAGGAAGUAAAAUCAUAAUAACAACUAGGCGUGCAAGAUUGUUAAAGGCUCAUCAAGUUACUAAGGUGCAUGAAGUUGAAACUUUGCAUUACCAAGAAUCAUUGGAGCUCUUAAGUUGGCAUGCUUUUGGCCAGGACCAUCCCAUUGAAGGUUACAUAGAAUAUUCGCAAAAAAUAGUGGAUCAUUGCAGAGGUCUUCCAUUAGCUCUUAAAGUUUUAGGUUCUUCUUUGUUGGGGGAAAGUAUAGAUGUAUGGAAAAGUGCACUGGAGAAGUUAGAAGCCAUUCCAAAUGGUGAAAUAGUAAAUAAACUAAGAGUAAGCUAUGACUCUUUGCAAGAUGACCAUGACCGAAAUUUAUUCCUCCACAUUGCUUGUUUCUUUAUCGGAAAGGACAAAGACUACAUUGUUAACAUACUAGAUGCAUGUGAUUUCUAUACAAUUGUUGGCAUUCAAAAUCUCAUCGAUAGAUGUUUGGUGAUUGAUAAAUAUGACAAGGUGCAGAUGCACGACCUGAUUCGUGGAAUGGGAAGAGAAAUUGUUCACCUGGAAUCAAAAGAGCCUUGGAAGCGUAGUAGAGUAUGGCAUCAUAAGGACUCUAUCAAAAUCUUAAUGGAAAAGAAUGGUACGGAAACAAUUGAAGGUCUUGUCCUCGACAUGCACAUGUGCCCUACUAUAAACUCAAAUGAGAAGGUCUUGGAAACCAAUGCAUUUUCAAGGAUGCACGAAUUAAAACUACUCCAUCUUAGUCAUGUAAAACUCGACGGAUGUUAUGCAGAAUUUUGUACCGGAUUAAGAUGGUUAUGUUGGCUUGAAUUUGCAUUAGAUUCUAUACCCGUUGAUUUUCCUUUGGGAAGCAUUAUUAUUCUUGAAAUGCAAUACAGCGGUCUGAGACAAGUAUUCAAGGGAACAAAAUAUCUUCCGUCCUUGAAGAUCCUUGAUCUCAGCCAUUCUCAUUCCCUUACAGAAACCAUUGACUUCUCAUAUUGCCCAAAUCUAGAGAAAUUGGUUCUAGUAGACUGCACGAGCCUGAUUUAUGUCCAUGGAUCCAUUGGAAACCUAGAGAGACUUAUCUACUUGAAUAUGAAAGAUUGCAAAAAGAUUAGGAUGCUUCCCAAGAGCAUUUGUAUGCUAAAAUCACUUGAAACAUUUAUUAUAUCUGGUUGCUCAAAUCUUAAUGAGUUCCCAAUUGAGACGCUGAGGAACAUGGGCUCGUUAAAAAAUUAA